AUGUCUUCCAACCGUGAGAACAACAGCUCCAAUGACAUCGAUCUAGCCGCGGAGAUUGAUGCAUUAACUGCAGACCUGGGUAACCAGUCAAAGCUUUUCACCGAAUAUUUGAGAGCCCCAGCUAGCGAGAAAGUACCUGGAGACCUUCCUGCGGAGGUUCAGGCUGCCAAAGAGACGUUGCUCGAAAGUGCCUUGCAUAUCUUCAACCUUGUCAGCGGGCCUACCGAGUAUAUCCAGAAUGUCCUCAUCGGCGGCCAUUACAUGGAAAUCCUUCGUUGGAUGAGCCACUUUAAAAUAUUCGAGCUAGUUCCUCUCGACGGCAAAAUCUCCUACUCGGAGCUAGCUGCCAAAGCCGGCGUAACAGAGGAGCGACUCAAGAGUCUUGCCCGGAUGGCAAUGACAAGCUCCCUCUUCACCGAACCUGAAAAGGGGUUCAUGGCCCAUUCUGCCACGUCUACAGCUCUGGCGACAAACCAGGGUCUUGCAUCUUUCAGGCUGUGGAUAACGGCUGUUACUGGUCCUGCAGCUUCGUCAAUGGUGAAAGCUCAUGCAAGAUGGCCAGACGAUACUGCGCCCAACAGGACUCCUUUCAGUGCUGCUUUUGAUACUGACCUUGGCAUGUAUGAUUACAUUGCCACACAGCCUGACCUCUACAGAAUGUUUGACACUGCUAUGCAGGCGGUGGCCAAAAGCCCUAUGAGCCAUUUGAAGCAUCUCAUUAGUGGCUUUGACUGGGGUAGUCUUGGAAAGGCUACAGUUGUUGAUGUUGGUGGAAAUGUCGGUCACAGCUGCGUAGAGCUCGCAAAGGCCUUCCACGACCUAGACUUCAUCGUCGAGGACACUCCCCACAUUGUGGAAGAGGGCAUCAAGACUGUCAAAGCCAACGACCCGACUCUUGUAGAACGCAUCAAGUUCCGAGAGUACGAUUUCUUCACCAAGCAACCAGUGCAGGGUGCGCAAGUCUACCUCCUGCGCCAGAUUCUACACAACUGGAACUUUGACAAGGCUGUUGAAAUCACGGAGAAUACUGCUGCAUCUAUGAGUAAAGACUCGCAUAUACUCAUCAUGGACAUGUUACUCCCGGAGCCAGGUAGUAUUUCGUCCGUGCAUGAGAGGGUGCUGCGUUCUCGUGAUGUUGUCAUGAUGCAGCUCUUCAAUUCGCUGGAGCGAGACUUGGAGGGCUGGCAGAAGAUUUUGACGGCCGCGGAUCCGAGACUAAGGAUCAAUGCGGUCAAUAAGCCUGAGGGAAGCUUUCUCACAGUUAUUGAUGUUGUUAAAGUGUAG
Messenger RNA from Fusarium sp. VM40, 1284 nucleotides. Lineage: Eukaryota; Fungi; Ascomycota; Sordariomycetes; Hypocreales; Nectriaceae. The record is from the annotation of a GenBank genome assembly.